Molecule: messenger RNA, 1523 nt
Organism: Paramisgurnus dabryanus
Lineage: Eukaryota; Metazoa; Chordata; Actinopteri; Cypriniformes; Cobitidae
Gene: clrn3
Product: clarin 3
Source: RefSeq, a predicted model, not a curated record
GUGACAAAGUACAGCCUAUAUCAGCAGUGUUUAUUACCCCACCACCCUCAACCCCUGACCCCAUCCCGAGCUCUCGAUGUUACCACGAGCACCAGCACUCAAAUGAUCUUAUUCUGUGAGCUGAACGAAAAACAUUUAAGUGGGAAAUAUACUGGAAAACUUCUCUAGCAAGGAUCUCAAUAACACCUGAAAAACACAGCAACAAUGCCAUCCACUGAGAAACUAGCGCAUUUCUUAUCAAGUGCCCUUUUAAGCGCAGCUGGCGUGGCUGUAUUGGGCUAUGGGAUGUCUACAGACUGGGCGACAUCCACCCAGGACUGCUCUCCAACUUCUUCAGAUUUUUAUAAUGGGACUUCAAAACUUAGAAUCGGUCUUUUCAAUGGCUCAGAGGUCAAAAUUUCCUGUCCAUUUUUUGAUACACUUGGACUACCAGUAGAAGUGUUUAACCGCCUGACAAAAAUGGGUGGAGCUCCAGUUGUACUACACGUUCUUGUUGUAGCACUUUUGGCUUUUGCUAUUUUGGGGUCAGCAGGAAGUAUUCUGAUCACACUGUACAACAGCUUCAGUAAUCCAUAUGAGACCUAUAUGGGACCAAUAGGACUUUACGCCUGCAGUGGAUUCAGUGCGUGUGUGGCAUUCCUGGCACUGAUUCUGUAUGUGGUGAACAUCUACCCGGUUCAGAUGUUUCAGACGCUGGUGUUAGCUGAAAACAACCAAGUGAAGUUGAGGCAAAAUGAGGCAGAUCUUCAGAUCGGGUUCUUUCUCCUGAUACCUUACAUUGUCACCAACCUGAUGUCUAUAGUAUUGGUGUAUCUGUAUGUCCACACUGCAUACAAACGGCGCAAACAGCAGGAAAAACCAACCGAGGAUGCACCCAAAGACAUCAUGCUGUUCUAACUGUUCUAUGCAAAAUUUCACAAUUUCUGAUGUUUUUUACUCGCAGCAAUGUCAUUUUAAACUGCUUUUUGCUGUGACUAAUAUACAAUAUUAAUAUAAUAUAAAUUAAUUGGUAUAUACAGUGGCCCUAACAAGUGGACACUUAAAAAUAUGUCAUUGAAUUUGAUCAAAAGUAUCACCUGCUUAAACUUUUAUUUGGGGAAGGUGUGUAUGUUAAAUGUCUAUAUGUGAUAAAUAAAAGCAACUUGGGUGGUUUAAGUGUCAAAAUACUUUUGAGGCCACUGUAUAUAUCUUUAUAACUUCAUCUUUUAUUUUACAGUACAUGUACUUAUACUUAUAUGGUAAAUAAGUUGUACUUACAGACAAAUGUGUGGUACUUACUUUUGAGUAUCUACAUGGUUAAAUGGUAUUGUUACUGUAUUUACCAGUGGUACAUAGUUAUUAUGUAACUCUAGAUAAGUACUGGGUAAUACUAGAUACAUACUUAUAGUGUAGGUAUACUGUAACUAACAAGAAACACUACUGUACUUACACAGCUUUUUUAGAGUGUACAAAUGAAUGUACAAUAUAAGUAUUUAGUACUUACAGGUAAGUGUGGGUUAAUGACAGGUACUUAUAGUAUAUAU